UGAAAAUCCAAAACAGCUGGCAAUACUUGUGCUAAGAUCCAACCACUUCAAUGCAAGUGUACCCAGAAGUCUGUGCCGUCUCCAAUCUCUUCAACUGUUGGACCUGUCCUUGAACCACAUCUCAGGGACUCUUCCUAACUGUCUCUCUAAUCUCACUAAAAUGGCUGUCCAUGAACAACAUCCCAGUGCCAGCAUUUCUUAUUUCAUAACAGGUAAAUCCUAUGGUAUUGAUGAAGCCUUUAGCCCAGAUGACGAAACAAUAGAUGUUGUGUGGAAAGGUAAGGUCACUGAAUUCCGAAGUACAUUAAGACUCGUAAAGAGUAUUGAUCUAUCAUCCAACAUGUUGAAUGGGGAAGUUCCUACUGAAAUCUCAUCGCUUGUUGGGUUGGUUUCUUUGAACUUAUCUCGAAACAACCUAAUGGGACAGAUUCCUUUAAGGAUUGGUAACUUGGCAAACUUAGACUCUCUUGAUUUGUCUAAUAACCAUUUGUCUGGUUCCAUUCCUCAAAGCCUUGGCCUGAUUUAUGGCAUAAGUGUUCUCAAUGUGUCCAACAAUAACUUAUCAGGAAAAAUUCCGAAAGGCACACAACUUCAGAGCUUUAAUGCAAGUGCAUACAUAGGGAAUCCCGAGCUAUGUGGAGAUCCACUCCCGAACAUCUGUCCAGGAGAGGAACCAAUUCAUCGUUCUCCACCUCGACUCAGUGAAAAAGAAGAAGAUGGUGCUUCUAAUAGAGAAGAAACGAAUACAAUUUUUGGUGGUGAGUUUUAUGCAAGCAUGGUGAUCGGAUAUGCGGUUGGAUUUUUGGGAGUUGUUGGGACAAUACUAUUCAACAGGUCAUGUAGGUCUGCAUAUUUCAAAGUCCUUCAGGAUGUUGCUAAUUGGGCUUAUGUUGUGGCUGCAAUCCAUAAGGCAAAGUUUGUGAGAAGAAUUGGGGGUUAACAGUGGCAUUUCUAGAUCAGAGAUCUGCACUGGUUCUCCCUGAGGAGGCAGUGGCGAUGCAGCGGGGAGGGGGAAGGAGUGACAUUCGUGCAGAUAAGGCACAAUGGCUCUAGAUAAAGUGGUGGUGAUGUUGGAUGAGGCGGCAGGUAGCACGGCGCGGCGCCAUUGGUGCCAGUCGUGGCAGCAAAGAUGACGGCGGUCUAGUCUCUAGUGCCAGACGGCUGCGCCAUUAUCUUUUGGUGCAGGAGAAAAUGAAGAAGAGAACAAUGAAACCAGCUUUUCCCGACAAUGAAAAAGAAAACACACCUGCAAGUGUGGUUUUAAAUGAUAGCCCGGAAGAAUACGAUAAAGUAAGCUUGUUAAGGGCCAAACAGGAAGAGAAGGAAAAGAACUUGCAAACGUCUACAGAGAAAACGAGAACCUGAACCAACAAAUGAACAAAAAGGCUAUGGAGGCAUCAUCAGCCAAGGUAAAGGAAUAAGAAACUACUCUCCAUUUGAAGCAGGUUAAAGAAGAGCUGGCAUCAAAAUGUUCGGCGAUCUCUGGAGAAAGAAGAGCCAGAAAUAAUAAGGGUAUUAUAUCUGGUUUUUGUUUCAUUAUUUUUCUUUUCUAUCUGUUGCAAUUAAACAUGACUUUGGUCAGAUUCCAUUGUAAAUAGGCUUGGCAAUUGGUAUCUAAAAAAACAAAAUUCAUUGUUUAUAUAUUUAGAUUGAAAAUAAAAUAGUUUAUUUUUCAUGGUGUUCACCCGUCAAGGAGUGAAGGAGCUGCCAUGAAAUAUAUUUUGAC
Messenger RNA from Cuscuta europaea, 1726 nucleotides. NCBI's taxonomy places the organism in Eukaryota, Viridiplantae, Streptophyta, Magnoliopsida, Solanales, Convolvulaceae. The record is from the annotation of a GenBank genome assembly.